AUGGCUCCGAUGCUUAUACUUCCAAAGAUGGCUCCGAUGCUUAUACUUCCUGCGUCCUUGAUGAAUCAUGGGGACCCCAUCCUACUGUCACAGGACACUGCACACAUUCUACAUCAAAUGGGGGAACCCAAAACCUACCUGGAUAAUUUCAGAGGUUCAUGCUGUGGGCCAGAGGACAGCCAAGCUGGAGUAGCGAGCGGAGAGGGUG
Messenger RNA from Pelobates cultripes (western spadefoot toad), 208 nucleotides. The record is from the annotation of a GenBank genome assembly. Lineage: Eukaryota; Metazoa; Chordata; Amphibia; Anura; Pelobatidae.